Molecule: messenger RNA, 852 nt
Organism: Funneliformis caledonium
Lineage: Eukaryota; Fungi; Glomeromycota; Glomeromycetes; Glomerales; Glomeraceae
Source: the annotation of a GenBank genome assembly
AUGCCAAAGGUUAAGCCUAAAUUAAAAGCUUCAUUGAUAAAACUUCAACAAGAGAAACAAUAUCGGGAUAAAAUAAAUUUUUUACCUUCACACCCGUACCCAAAACCGAAAGAUAAGCACAAGUCUACUUUUGUUAAACCACCACCUACACCACCUUAUAAUCCCGAGGAUAAAAUAUUGUUAGUAGGAGAAGCAACAUGUUUGGAUUCGGAGGAAAUUUUAAAUAAAAAAUAUGAUGAUGCAAAAUUACAUAUACAAUCAUUUAUUGAGUACGGUGGGAAAGUAAUUUAUGAAGUUGAUGCCACUCAACUGGAAAAAUGUAAAUUAUUAAAAGGUAAAAGAUUUGAUAAAAUCAUAUUUAAUUUUCCUCAUGCAGGAUUGGGUAUUAAAGAUCAAGACAGAAAUAUUUUAUCGAAUCAAAAAUUAUUAAAAGCAUUUUUUAAUUCGGCAAUACCAUUUUUAUCAUCAAAAUCACUUUAUUCGGACAUGAAUGAUGGUGAAAUACACGUAACAAUGAAAACGGUUGAACCAUAUAAUCAAUGGAAUGUUAAACAAUUAGCUAAAUCUACGGGUCAUUUGGCUAUAAAAGAAUCUAUUGAUUUUAUUCCAAAUCAAUAUCCUGGUUAUGAACAUAGGAGAACUUUAGGUUAUCAACAGGGAAAAAGCAAAAAUGAUAAUGAUGAAAUCUUAUCUAAAAAACCUAAAACUAUUAUUAUUGCUAGAAAAGAAACUUUGGAAUUAGAAAAGCAACAAAGAGAAGCUGCUGAGAAUAGUGAUGAUUAUGAUGAUAAAAUAAAAGUAAGCGGUAGAAAGAAAAAGAAAUUUGAUGUUAACAGGAGAGGAAAGAAUUAA